Molecule: messenger RNA, 2457 nt
Organism: Penicillium nucicola
Lineage: Eukaryota; Fungi; Ascomycota; Eurotiomycetes; Eurotiales; Aspergillaceae
Product: beta-glucosidase
Exons: 2
Coding region: 1-2457 (818 amino acids)
Biological process (GO): glucan catabolic process
Molecular function (GO): beta-glucosidase activity
Source: RefSeq, a predicted model, not a curated record
AUGUUGUCGCCACAAGCUCUUGUAGGAGCACUGCUGCUCUCAGCUGUGCCCUCGGCCCUGGCUGAUACGUGCAAGGCACCCAUUAACCACCCGGGAGAGCCUUAUAGCUAUGUUCAGCCUCGCAAUACGACUAUUCUGGCUGAUGGUCACUCUCCAGCUGUGUUUCCUUCGCCAAAUAUAACGGGCAAUGGUGGCUGGGAAGCAGCUGUGGUAAAGGCCAAGAGAUUCGUGAACAAGCUCACCCUUGAAGAAAAGUCCUGGAUGGCAACGGGUCAGCCUGGUCCUUGUGUUGGAAAUGUUCUUCCCAUUCCGCGUCUCAACUUCACUGGUCUUUGUCUCCAGAAUGGCCCUCAAUGUGUCCAGCAAGGUGACUAUUCCAGUAUCUUUGUUAGUGGUGUCUCAGCUGCCGCAAGCUGGGAUCGUCAAUUGUUGUACGAUAGAGGCAAUGCCAUGGCCAAGGAACACAAGGCCAAGGGCUCCCAUGUCAUCUUGGGACCUAUUGGUGGACCACUGGGCCGCAGUCCCUAUGAUUCUCGCACCUGGGAAGGCUUUGCGGCAGACCCAUACCUCACCGGUGUCUGCAUGGAAGAGACGAUCAACGGCAUGCAAGACGCGGGUGUACAGGCCAACGCCAAGCACUUCAUUGCCAACGAGCAAGAAACCCAACGAAACCCCUCUUAUGCCCCGGAUGCCAAUGAGACCACCUACAUCCAGGAUUCCGUCUCGGCAAACAUCAAUGACCGUACUCUCCAUGAGAUCUACAUGUGGCCCUUUGCGAAUGCCGUCCGUGCUAAGGUGGCUAGCGCUAUGUGCUCGUACAACCGUGUCAAUGGCUCCCACUCGUGCCAGAACUCUUACCUUCUGAAUCAUCUUCUCAAGGGCGAGCUUGGCUUCCAGGGUUAUGUCAUGUCCGAUUGGGGUGCUACCCACAGUGGCGUGGCUUCUGUUGAAAGCGGAAUGGACAUGACCAUGCCCGGAGGUUUCACCCUCUAUGGCGAGGAAUGGACCGAAGGAUCUUUCUUAGGCAAGAACCUGACCUCGGCCAUUAAAAAUGGCACCGUUGAAGUAUCUCGUCUCAAUGACAUGAUCGUACGCAUCAUGACCCCGUACUUUUGGCUGGGACAAGAAAAGAAUUACCCCAGCGUUGAUGCUUCGGUGGGCCCGCUCAACGUGGACUCGGCUCCUGAUACAUGGCUCUAUGACUGGAAGUUCACCGGCGAGACCAACCGUGACGUUCGGGCUAACCACAGUGCUAUGAUCCGCGAGCACGGUGCAUCCUCCACAGUCCUGCUCAAGAAUGAACGCAAUGCAUUGCCCCUUCGCAAGCCUCGCAACAUCGUGAUUGCCGGUAACGAUGCCGGCCCCCUCACCCAAGGUCCUAACCUCCAGGCCGACUUCGAAUACGGUCACCUGGCAGGCUCUUCAGGCUCCGGCUCCUGUCGAUUCUCAUUCCUGUCAACUCCUCUUGACGCAAUUAACGCCCGAGCCCGCAAGGACGGCUCUCUAGUCCAAUCCUACUUGAACAACACUCUCCUCACCACAGAGACCUUAGAACCUCCAUUAUGGAUUCCCCAACAGCCCGACGUCUGCCUUGUUUUCCUCAAGUCUUUCGCUGCUGAGGGUGAGGACCGGACUUCAUUGGACCUCGAUUGGAACGGAAAUGCCGUUGUGGAAGCGGUCGCCAACGUCUGCAAUAACACCGUUGUUGUCACAAACUCUGGUGGUAUCAACGUGAUGCCCUUCGCCGAUCACCCUAAUGUGACUGCUAUUCUGGCUCAGCAUUACGCCGGAGAGGAGUCUGGCAAUGCCAUCGCUGAUGUCCUCUACGGUGAUGUCAACCCAUCUGGCAAGUUGCCAUAUGUUAUUGCCUACAACGAGACAGACUACAAUGCUCCUUUAACCACCGCCGUGGAGACCAACGGCACCUGGGAUUGGCAGAGCUGGUUCGACGAGGAACUCGAAGUGGGAUACCGUUACUUCGAUGCCAACAAUAUCUCCGUCCGCUAUGAGUUUGGUUUCGGUUUGAGUUAUACCACCUUCGACCUGAAGAAUCUCAAGGCCAAGAGCUCCGCCCCCUCUAAUCUGACUGCUCUCCCUGCUAAGCAGGCUACCCAGCCAGGCGGUAACCCUGCCCUCUGGGAGACAGUCGUGACCCUCGAGGCGGAGGUCUCGAACUCCGGCGACAUCGAUGGCUUCGCUGUGCCGCAAUUAUAUAUUGAAUUCCCUGCCUCGACACCGGCUGGCACCCCACCAAACCAGCUCCGUGGAUUUGACAAGAUCCACCUCACAGCUGGCGAGAAGAAGACUGUCACGUUUGACCUGAUGCGUCGGGAUCUCAGUUACUGGGAUGUGACUGCUCAGGACUGGCGUAUUCCUACCGGAUCUUUCACUUUCAAGGCCGGGUUCAGUAGCCGCGACUUCCACGCGAAGAAAUCUGCGACGCUGAUCAAGGCAUGA